UCCCGAGUGGUUUAAAGGAGGUGUAGCUUUAUUUUAGUUCCUCUUCUUGUUCCUGUAUUAUGUUACUGUUCUUUAUCAUGUGAUAGUCACGGUCCUCGUCCCUCCGCAUCAUUGUGUCACACUGGGUGAUUUUUGACCUGAAAUGGGAGGUUUUUUAAUGGUUUCUUUCCUGCUAUCGAUGCUGUUUAUCGGCACCUGCAGAGGUAAAUACGAGCCGACCUGGGACUCCAUCGACUCCAGACCUCUGCCAGACUGGUACGAUCAGGCCAAGUUUGGCAUCUUCAUCCACUGGGGGGUCUUCUCUGUGCCGAGCUUCGGCAGCGAGUGGUUCUGGUGGUACUGGCAGCAUCAAAAACUAAAGCCGUAUGUUGACUUCAUGCAGAGAAAUUAUCCUCCAGAAUUCAAAUAUCAAGACUUUGCAUCGCAGUUCACUGCUGAGUUCUUUGAUGCCAAAGAGUGGACGGACAUCUUUGCCUCGUCGGGGGCAAAGUACAUCGUCCUGACCACAAAACACCAUGAAGGUUUCACACUAUGGGGCUCAAAAAACUCGUGGAACUGGAACGCAGUGGACGUUGGACCAAAAAGAGAUUUGGUAGAUGAAAUGGCGAGUGCCCUCCGUGCCAACAGUGACCUGCGUUUGGGGCUGUAUCACUCUCUCUUUGAGUGGUUUAAUCCGCUCUUUGAACUGGACGCUGCCAAUGCCUUCACUACAAACUACUUUCCAACCACAAAAUCUCUGCCUGAGCUUUAUGAGCUCAUUACCAAGUACAAACCAGAGGUGCUGUGGUCUGAUGGGGACGGAAACGCACCUGACAAAUACUGGAACAGCACAGGUUUCUUAGCCUGGCUCUAUAAUGACAGUCCUGUACGAGACACGGUGGUGACGAAUGACCGCUGGGGCAAGGACUGCAUCUGCAAGCACGGAGGAUAUUACACCUGUGCUGAUCGCUACCAGCCAGGACACCUGCUCAACCACAAGUGGGAAAACUGCAUGACCGUCGACACAAAGUCCUGGGGUUACAGACGCAACGCUCCUCUCAGAGAUUACCUCACCAUCGAGCAGCUUGUAUCGACGUUGGUGGAGACUGUGUCCUGUGGGGGAAACCUGCUGAUGAACGUCGGCCCGACACACGAUGGAAGGAUCGCUCCCCUCUUUGAGGAGCGUCUGAGGCAGGUGGGUCAGUGGCUGAAGGUCAACGGAGAGUCCAUCUACAACACAACAGCAUGGCGGGUUCAGAAGGACGCCGUCACUCCCAACAUCUGGUACACUUUCAGACCACAGGAAAAGAGCAUCUUUGCCACUUUAUUGCAGUGGCCCAAUAAUGGAUCUGUGAUUCUGAAUGAACCUGUCGUCACACAAGGAAAGACUCAGGUGGUGCUUCUGGGUCACGGGUCUGUGCAGUGGGAGCCGGUGAAGCCCGGCGGGCUGAGGGUCCUCCUGCCUCAGUUGUCCUUCAGCCAGAUGCCCUGCCAGUGGGCCUGGACACUGAAGCUGACAGGUGCCGCUUAAAGGGAAACCAGAUCAACUGAAGAGGAACUGACAGAGCUGCAGGCCGAGAGAAGGACCCAGCGUUUUAUUUUAGAUGUUUAAAUCACUGAAUCACUUUCUGCAGGGCUGUCCCGAAUACAAUUUUUUUUUUGGCUUCAAA
Molecule: messenger RNA, 1649 nt
Organism: Sebastes umbrosus (honeycomb rockfish)
Lineage: Eukaryota; Metazoa; Chordata; Actinopteri; Perciformes; Sebastidae
Gene: fuca2
Product: alpha-L-fucosidase 2
Exons: 7
Coding region: 143-1510 (455 amino acids)
Biological process (GO): glycoside catabolic process; fucose metabolic process
Cellular component (GO): lysosome
Molecular function (GO): alpha-L-fucosidase activity
Source: RefSeq, a predicted model, not a curated record